Molecule: messenger RNA, 357 nt
Organism: Colletotrichum spaethianum
Lineage: Eukaryota; Fungi; Ascomycota; Sordariomycetes; Glomerellales; Glomerellaceae
Product: 4-sulfomuconolactone hydrolase
Exons: 1
Coding region: 1-357 (118 amino acids)
Molecular function (GO): hydrolase activity
Source: RefSeq, a predicted model, not a curated record
AUGAUGUUAAUUACACAACAGCCCGGCUUCGACGGGUUAACGAGAUUGGCCAGGGAUGGCAAUUUAUGGGUCAAGCUAAGCGCGCCGUACCGCAACAGUGAGGACAAACCAGGCUACUAUGAUGCCAAAAGUCUGGUCCGCGCAUUCAUGGAUGCGAACAAGCAUCAAGUAAUAUGGGACAGUGACUGGCCGCACAUAUCACGGAUGAAGAUGCGCUUUCAAGAGGAGGCAAUGAAAGAGCCGUCAUAUCUCGAGGUGGAUGAUGCGGCCUGGCUUAAGAGCCUGAAGUCAUGGCUCUCAGCCGAGGAAUGGGGUCUCAUGAUGAUUCGUAACUCGACCCGUCUGUUUAGACGAUAA